CAUCGUGAUUUAUGACAUCAAAAUAAAAAAAUAUUGUGGAAGAAAUUUAUUCUAACCUUAUCUAACAAGGUUAAGAAGAAUAACCUAUUUUGUACUUCUAUACUGAAUCUAUACUUAUAUGUAAAAACAGUAUAAAUAUUAGAAACAAAUUAAUUUUAGUAUUCAUUAGUUUUUAAAAAAUUGUGCUUGUGUAUUUGUGUAUUAUAAUAUUUUUAUUAUAGAAUAUGAUUUCACGAAUGCAUAUAUUUUUAUAUUCAAAUCAUUGUAAUGUCGGUAAAAUUUCAAACUUUAUUUCUCGAAAUAUUUCUAAAACUUCCAAAUUAUUUAAUUGUUCUACGAUAGAUAUAGUUAAGAAUAAAAUAUCAAAUUCUGAUAUUAAAAAGCAUAACGAUACUUUUAAUAAUAUGGAUUAUUCUGAGAAGUUAAUAAAUACUAUUACAGAAAAUAAUAAAAAUAUUGAAAGUAACAACGCAAAGAUAAAUAAUGAAUUAGAACAAUCACAUAAUAUUAAACUUUUAAAUGUAAAUGAUUAUAAUUUAAAUGAUAGUUUGGAAGAUAUAAAUGAAAAAUUAUCAGGACCAUUUGAUCGUUGCAAUGAAGAUUUGUCUCAUAUUGAACCUUAUGUAACUCCAACUUAUAAUUUUGCAAAAUUCGCAGAUCAAUCAAAUACAAUUCAGCAAUUAGUCAAAUUAGGAGUUGAAUUAUACAAAAUAGAAAGAGACAAAGAAGUAUUAGAAAUGUUUUUGAGUUUAGAUUUUGACAAAGAUAUAAAACCAUAUAUACAAUUUUUACAUGAUUGUGGUGUAACUCCAGAAAAUCUUGGAUACUUUAUUACUAGAAAUCCUAAGAUCUUUAAAGAAGAUAUAGAUGAUCUUCGUACAAGAAUAAGAUAUUUAAGAUAUCAUAAUUUUUCUGUAAAAAUGAUAGAAAGCAUAGUGAAUAAACAUCCUCCUUGGCUAUCUUUUGAAACACAAAAAAUAGACAAAAGAUUAGGUCAUUUUCAACAUAAUUUUGAAUUAAAUGGCAAUCAAAUAAGAUUCUUAACUGUAAACUGUCCAAAACUUAUAACAUAUGAUAUGAAACGUAUAAAAAAUAGUACAUUUGCAAUAAAAGAGAUAAUGGGUUUUAAUAAAUUGGAAACAAAGCAUAUUUUGCUUAAAGCACCACGUGUAUGGAUUCGUGCCAAGACAGAAGUAAUAAAAACUUUUGAUUAUCUGCAUAAUCAAAUGCAAAUAUCACAUACAUCUAUUUCUAGAGAACCAAACGUUUUAAUUUGUAGGAAAAGUAGACUUGAAAGAAGGCAUAGAUUUUUAGUAGAAUUAAAAAGAAAUCAAUAUGAUCCUACAAAACCAUUGUAUGUAUCAUUACUUAAUUUAAUUUCAGGUAAUGAUUUUGAUUUUUGUGAAAAAGUUGCAAAAGUUUCCAUUUAUACUUACAAUAAUUUUUUAAAGACUUUUUAAUAUAAUUAAAAUAAAUAUAAUUAUUUAAUCAUAAUCAUUUAUAUAUAUAUUCUUUUUGUAGUAUGUAAUCAAUGUAAUCUUUAUUGUAUGUAUUGUACUUAAAUAUUUAGAUAUUCUUAUACAUUUCUAGAAACCUUUAUGUACAAUUCCAUGUAUCUUACACAUCAGUAUUUAAUUUGUUGUGCUAAUAUUAUUCAAGACAAUAUAAAAACUUUGUAAAACAUA
Apis mellifera (honey bee) is the source of this 1685-nucleotide messenger RNA. It is a transcript of the gene mTerf3, whose product is annotated as transcription termination factor 3, mitochondrial. Gene Ontology annotation, molecular function: double-stranded DNA binding. The record is from RefSeq and is a predicted model, not a curated record. Gene Ontology annotation, biological process: mitochondrial ribosome assembly; regulation of DNA-templated transcription. Bases 225 to 1460 code for a protein of 411 amino acids. Gene Ontology annotation, cellular component: mitochondrion. The transcript has 2 exons. Lineage: Eukaryota; Metazoa; Arthropoda; Insecta; Hymenoptera; Apidae.